Messenger RNA from Camelina sativa (false flax), 664 nucleotides. Its product is annotated as heavy metal-associated isoprenylated plant protein 18-like. The record is from RefSeq and is a predicted model, not a curated record. NCBI's taxonomy places the organism in Eukaryota, Viridiplantae, Streptophyta, Magnoliopsida, Brassicales, Brassicaceae. Gene Ontology annotation, molecular function: metal ion binding.
CAGAUAUAGUUAAUCAAAAAGUCAUGGUCAGUGGUAAUUUUAAUUUGGAGAAGCUAUUGAAAACUCUCAAGAAAAAAACAGGUAAAAAGGCAGAAAUCUUGAUGGUGAAUGAGAAAGCUGAUAUGGCUGAGAAAGAUGAUAUUGAUGAGAAAGAAGAUGAUGAACCUGCAAUAGUUCUGGAAGAAAACGAGGAACAUGAAACAAUUAUAGAGAACAAUGAAGAUGAAAAAAAAAUUGAAACCCCUCAAACAAGCACAACAGAAGUCGAAAUUCAUAUGGAAUUUCUAUGUGAGGCGUUAGAGGUAGACGUCGGAAAAGUUGUUUCUAAAUUUGAAGGCGAUUUUGAUAAGGAAAAGUUAUUGAAAAAACUUAAGAAAAAGAUGCGUAAAAGACUAGAAAAAAUGGAGCAGAAAGAAAAGGACAAACAACCUAUAAAGAAAGAUGAAGAAAUUGAAAUGGAUAGAGAUAUUUAUAUCAACCCGAGUAGUGAUGAUGAAAAAGAAAUGGCCAGGUAUAUGAUGUUUAGUGAUGAAAAUCCCAAUGCAUGUUCUAUUUCGUAAUGAAAUAUAGUCGAAACUAGUAUCUACCAUGAGAAACUUGAAAUAAUAAUGGAUUGUAUUUAUUUGGUGAUACUUUGUUAUUUUCUUUACCUUGAAAUAAUAUA